Messenger RNA from Stegastes partitus (bicolor damselfish), 4289 nucleotides. It is a transcript of the gene arhgap12b, whose product is annotated as Rho GTPase activating protein 12b. Gene Ontology annotation, cellular component: cytoplasm. Gene Ontology annotation, biological process: regulation of GTPase activity; signal transduction. The record is from RefSeq and is a predicted model, not a curated record. Bases 194 to 2866 code for a protein of 890 amino acids. NCBI's taxonomy places the organism in Eukaryota, Metazoa, Chordata, Actinopteri, Pomacentridae. Gene Ontology annotation, molecular function: protein binding. The transcript has 19 exons.
GAGGUCUGCGGCGGACUCAGUCGGAGCAGCCGACACUGAAAUAGGUGGGAAAAGUUCCUCCCGACUCCCUCUGCGGUGGAGACGGAGCACAAGAGCGACACGAGCGGAGUUUGUGAAGACAGACAUGAGGAGCCCUCCAGGUCUGGGUUGCUGAGCAGCUGAGGUCAGAGUUCAAGCGCUUGUUCCAGCAGUCAUGGCUGACAGAGAGGGGCUGCCCAUCGCCCCGGGCCAGGUCUACAUCGAGGUGGAGUACGACUACGAGUACAAGGCCAAAGAUAAGAUGGUGACUAUCCGCCAGGGAGAGUGUUACAUGCUGGUGAAGAAGACCAACGAGGACUGGUGGCAGGUGAGGAAGGAGGAGGGCACGAAGGCCUUUUAUGUGCCGGCGCAGUACGUCAGGGAGGUGCGCCGGGCGCUCAUGCCCCCCCAGAAACCCGCCUUGAGGGCCAAGCCCACCGUUUUGGAUAUCUGCCGGGCCUCUAACGAGAACCUCAACAGGCCUCAGCCGGAAAUGUCCAGCUUCGGGCGCCCGUCGCCCUCCUCCACCCCCUCGCCAUCUUCUGACCGCGUCACGCCGCCCGCCCUGCCCAAGGAUGCUAACCAGAACGUGGGGAGUCCUCAUCACUGCAAGUUGGUAGCAGAGUUGGUGCUUCUUCACAACAACAACAACCAUCACCACGCCAACAGUUCCACGUUGCCACGGACACGGGCUGAUUCACCUCCGCUCAAGGUGGGGAACAACCACAACAAGAGUCCGGACGCCGACAAGACCUCCCCUCCGAGCGAGCUGCCAGGAGACGGGCUCAACAAGCUCCGCAACGACUCGGAGUCUGGAGACGAGCUGAGCAGCAGCUCCACAGAACACAUGCAGACUACGUCACCUACAGGUCAGGGCCGGUCCGACUCGCCGGUCUACACAAACCUCCAGGAGCUGAAGAUCUCUCAGUCCAGCCUGCCACCCGUCCCCUCGGGCUCCCCGCUCCACAUCCUGGGCGACUGGGAGACCCACAAAGAUCUGAGCGGCAGGCAUUUCUACUACAACCGAGCCACGGGCGAGCGGACCUGGAAGCCGCCGCGCACCAGGGACACCAGCAGCAGCACCAGCAGCUUCCGAGCAGACAGCCACGGCACAGCAGAGAGUGAGCCUCCUUCCCCUCAGCCGCUGUCCUCGGAGGAGAACUGCCACAGCACCCACUCUAGCCAGUCCGACAGCCAGUACGGAUCGCCCCCAAGAGGCUGGUCCGAGGAACUGGAUGAACACGGACACACCCUCUACGUGUCCGAAUACACGCAGGAGAAGUGGAUAAAGCACGUGGAUGAACAAGGUCGGCCCUAUUACUACAGUGCUGAUGGAUCCAGGUCUGAAUGGGAACUGCCUAAGUACAACAUCUCCCCUCAGUCCGGUGAGGUUCCCAAGAGUCGCAGUCUGGAGAGGAAGCAGCAGGAUCCCAUCGUCCUCACCAAGUGGAGGCACAGCACUUACGUCUUAGACCUCAACGACAAGGAGUGUGCUCCGGCGCCCAAACAGAGCUCUCCAGACUCUGACUCCUGCCCCUCAUCUCCUAAGCACCCCUCGACCCCUUCAGAGAAGUGUGGAGUCCUCAAUGUCACCAAAAUCACAGAGAAUGGAAAGAAAGUCAGGAAGAACUGGACCUCCUCGUGGACCGUGCUGCAGGGUUCCUCUCUGCUCUUUGCCAAAGGUCAGGGGGGCAGCACCACCUGGUCAUACUACCGCAGCGGCUCUAUCCCAGAGCUGCUCCUCACUCUUCUUAGCAGCUGGAAGCGCUCAGUCAAGCCCCGCCCUGCUGUCUCCUAUGUGAACUGUAGGCCUGUGCAGGCUGCCGCUAAGUUCGGCAGCAAUCAGUCGAAGCCCGAGUUCACGGUUGAUCUGCGUGGGGGGUCGGUGGAGUGGGCCUCCAAGGACAAGUCCAGCAAGAAACACGUCAUCGAGCUGAAGACCCGUCAGGGCACAGAGCUGCUGAUCCAGUCCGAGAUCGACAGCGUCAUCAACGACUGGUACCGGGCCCUAAUUGAGACCAUCAACACUCAUGCGUGGGAGUCGGAUGAAGCCAUUGAGGAGGACAUGCCUGAGUCUCCGGGAGCAGAGAAGCAGGACAAGGAGAAAGACCACCGGGACUCCAAGAAGAAUAGAGUGAUGAAGACCUCAGUGAGCAUGGACUCGUCAGACCAGAAGAAGACCAGGUUGAAACUGAAGAAGUUCCUGACACGUCGUCCCACAUAUCAGGCUGUCCGAGACAAAGGAUACAUCAAAGAUCAGGUGUUUGGCUGCAGUCUGACCAGUCUGUGCCAGCGGGAGAACACAUCAGUGCCCAACUUUGUCAAAAUGUGCAUCGACCAUGUGGAGAACACAGGGCUCAGUAUUGACGGCUUGUACAGAGUGAGCGGGAACCUGGCAGUGAUCCAGAAGCUGCGCUUUGCUGUGAAUCACGAUGAGAAAGUGGAUCUGAAUGACAGUAAGUGGGAGGACAUCCACGUCACCACCGGAGCCCUCAAGAUGUUCUUCAGGGAGCUUCCUGAGCCUCUCUUCACAUACGGAUCUUUCAAUGACUUUGUGAACGCCAUUAAAUGCUCAGACUACAAGCAGCGAGUGAAUUCAAUCAAAGACUUAAUCAAGAAGUUGCCAAAACCCAACCACGACACAAUGCAAGUCCUGUUCAAACACCUGCGGAGGGUGAUAGACCACGGAGAGGCCAACCGCAUGACCACCCAGAGCGUGGCCAUCGUGUUCGGACCCACGCUGCUCCGGCCCGAGACCGAGACGGGCAACAUCGCGGUCCACAUGGUGUACCAGAACCAGAUAGUGGAGCUCAUACUGCUCGAGUAUGAAAGUAUUUUCGGUAGGUAGAGGCGCCUGCUCAGAAGAGGACGCCAGGCUUUUCCAACUUGGACUUCUUUCCACUCACCCGUUUUUUCUUUGACUGAACUGAGCAUUGCUGUGGACCAAGCAAAUCUAAGUUCCAUUCAUUGACAGUUUACGAAAGUGUUGCACUUACAGAAGUUUUGGAGAUGAAUUUAAAACAAAAAACAAAAAACAAAACAUGGUGUAUAGAUCUCACCCGCUUUUUCAGUUGCCAUUCCUGCUGCAAGUAGCGGGCCGGACGAUGGACAGUGUUUCAGAGUGGUGCCGUGAUGAUGUGUGGACGUCCGUGUGAUUUGGUGGAUUUGAGUAUUCAGGUGUUUUUCCAUACACUGGAUCCCUGUGGCCAGUAGUUCAAACGUCAGAGCAGAGCCGGCUGCUCCUUCUGCCUCCCGGUGGAACCAGAGCGGACUUGGGGACGACGGCAGGAACCCUGCUGCUCCCGAACCAGCGACCUCCUCACCUCGCUGAAUCUGAACUGGAUACGUUUUCUGUGUCGUGGAGCUUUGUCUGUGAUGUGUAAGCCCUUUGUGCUUUUGGAUCAGGUGGAAAAAAUAAUCAGUGUUAACAGACUGUCUUUUUGGCACUUGGAUGAAGUGGAGAUCGACUUCCCCACAGCCCCACUCACCUUAGUGACACCCCCUCUCCACACCCGCACUUCCCCCCUUUUUCAACCAGUGUUAGCCAUUAACCUCGUGACUUGAACGACGGAGGACCAACCCUCCUCCUGUGUGUGCGAGCGAAUUAGCCUAAAUGGAAUUAAAGCUGAGCAGAAGCAUCCUCGUCUUGCCACUUUGUACAAACUGUGUGUCGUGUAGUCUAACGUGCUUUGGUAAAGUUUCCGUUAAGCUGCCGGGGGCUCGUCGUCUGCGCUCCUUCAUGAACUUCAUCGUCAGUUUCCUCAGUGGCGGGAAACAUCGCUGACCUCCUGGUGUUACUGGAAAACAGAGUGGAACCCCGGGAACUGUGAUGUUACCUUUUCACGUGAAUUGUUGAUCCUUCUCCUCACUUAAGCUAAUAUUAAAAGAGUAUUCAGAGAAGAGGAGCGGUACUGAAAAUAUUGUUGUAUGGGAGUGUGUGGGUGUUAGAAUGCAAAGAAGAGCCUUUAAAACCCUUUCAGAGCAUAUGUACAGUGACAGAAACUAGCUGUUGAAAUGUGUUAUAGUGACUGAGGUAUGUAUGCUUUGAUGGUGAACCAGUGAAAGAUUUGAUUUUGUAAAUUUGAAUUAAAACAUGAGAAUACAAAGAUUGUGAGAAGAAGAAAAAAAAAACAACCACAUGAUCGACUGUUACUUUUGUUUGCAGGUGUAUCUGGAGUGUUUGCGCAUGGUCAGCUGCACAUUUGAAUGUAAUUUUCAGGCUAACUGCUGUUUGUGAAAUUGCUAUGUCUAAUAAAAAAAAGACAAACUAA